GAUGAUUUUUUAGUCAAAUUUUUAGUCAAAUGUAUUCAUGUCCGAAGAUGAAGAACAUAAUGUCAUUGUACUGAAGAAUGUGAUGGAACUUCAAUCCCUCGUAUAGGACGUGAGUCCACUUAACUAGCACUUACCGAGACAAGCUGGGCCUGUUGGGUGGUAUUAAAAGUCCCGGUCCUCCGUGUUACCAAGGAGGCCAGCGCUGCCUCAGGGGCCAAGAUGGUCUCAGCGCUCCACCCUGAGGAGCUCGCACCCAUCCAGCAGGCAAUCGCCCUUGGGGUCACUGCAGUGAUUCUACACGGUGGACCCUCAUGCUCGGGGCUGAGGCCUCGGAAUAAAUGAGCUCCGGAGUUCUCUUCCUAAGGUUACCUGGAUCGGUUUCUUCUCAGAGUCGCCUCCUGCUGGAGCUGAGAACGCACUAACUAAUCCUCAGGACUGGGGACCCAGCAUUGGCUGAUUACGCAUGCGCACUCCUAGGCCAAGUGGUCACUCCCAGAAGUCUCCGAGGUUCGGUCCGUGGGCGGCGCGCGCAGUCCAGUUGGUCACUGCCGUUAUUUCUUGUAGGUUUUUAGGACUCUGGACUCCACUUCAUUCAUCGGUGCCUGCUGUCCGGACUGUUCUGGCUUGGACUACGUAUCCACAGACGACUGAGAAAACUUGAACUCUUGGCUCCAGUUCCGGGGCCUCUGCCUCUGCGCUGCGCAUGACCUGGUUCCACCUGAGGAAGAAGGCGGCGCGGGUCGAUGCGGGUGCCUCUUCAUCUCCAGCCCGCAGCCCGCGUGGGAUCCUGCGUAGCGGUGAGAGUGGGGCUGCAGAAGGCGCUCAGAGCGCGGAGGCCCUGGGCGUGGGCCGGGCUAGCCUUCCGCCUCCUCAGGCCUGGGAUGCUGGAGCUGCGGAGGAGGGUCUCAUCUCUAGGAGACAGGCGGGGAGCGUGAGAGACCGCGCAGCAGCGACGGGACCCGUGUGUCUGUGUGAUGUGGGUGCAGUUGUGGGAAUGUGAGGGGUACGUGGUCGACCUUGUGUGACCUAGACAUGUGGCGCUUAUCCUUUGCAAAGCGUGCGUUUCUGGGCUCUCUGGGGCCACUGACUCUUGGCUCCAGGUUCCCUGCUGCUUCCUGUGCCCUCCUCAGACUAGUACGACUGCAACAGAGAAAUGGUCCCAGUGGGAAAUCAGACACUGAGCCUUGGAUGAAGGUUUCCAGUGAGAAGAAAGAAGAAAAUUAAAGAAGUAAUAGAGAUAAGGCCGGGCGCGGUAGCUCACGCCUAUAAUCCCAGCACUUUGGGAGGCCGAGGCGGGUGGAUCACAAGGUCAAGAGAUCGAGACCACCCUGGUCAACAAAGAAUCUCUCUGACACCAGGCUGGAUUGCAGUGGUGCAAUCUCUGCUCACUGCAACCUCUGCUUCUCCAGUUCAAGCCAUUCUCCUGCCUUAGCCUCCUGAGUAGCUGGGACUACAGGCAACUUUGCUAGGCUUAGAAUGCUGAACACUCACCAUCUGUCUCCAAUAUCUGGACGAAUUUCACCCAAUUCCAAGACUAAAAAGAGGUUCUAGUAUGGAUGAUGUGCCCUGUUUUUACCAGUAAAGGUCUUGGUUCUUUGACUCUGCUCUUCUGGUAGAGAAACACUGAGGAUCGAUCAGCUCUUUCCAGUCUAAAACCAUGGCCUGUAGAUCGAUAACAUUCAGGGAUGUGGCCAUAGACUUCUCUCAUCAGGAGUGGGAAUACCUCAACCUGGUUCAGAAGACCUUGUAUCAGGAGGUGAUGAUGGAGAACUAUGAUAACUUAGUCUCACUGGCAGGACAUUCCAUAUCUAAGCCAGAUUUAAUCACCUUAUUGGAGCAAGGAAAAGAACCAUGGAUGAUUGUGAGGGAAGAAACAAGAGGAGAGUGUACAGAUUUGGAUUCAAGGCGUGAAAUAAUCAAUGAUAAGAAAAUGGACAUUUAUAGGAAAGACUCAUCUGUUACUCUCCAUCAGAGAAUUCAUAAUGGACAGAAACCAUAUGAGUGUAAGGAAUGCCAGAAGGCCUUUAGUCAUCUUACAGAACUCAUGGUACAUCAAAGAAUUCAUACUAGUGAGGAACAUGAUCAGCGUGAAGAGUUUGGGAAAGCAUUUAGCCAUCUUACAGACCUUAGAGAACAUCAGAAAAUUCAUGCUCGUGAGAAACCUUAUAAAUGUGAAGAAUGUGGGAAGGUCUUCAGUUAUCCUUCAAACCUUGCUCAACAUGGGAAAAUUCAUGUUGAGAAACCCUAUGAAUGUAAAGAGUGUGGGGAAGCUUUUAGGACUAGCCGUCAACUUACUGUGCAUCAUAGAUUUCAUUAUGGUGAGAAACCCUACGAAUGUAAGGAAUGUGGCAAGGCCUUUAGUGUGUAUGGCCGACUUAGUCGACAUCAGAGUAUUCACACUGGUGAGAAGCCCUUUGAAUGUAACAAAUGUGGAAAGUCCUUUAGGCUCAAAGCAGGCCUUAAAGUACAUCAGAGUAUUCAUACUGGAGAGAAGCCACAUGAAUGUAAAGAAUGUGGGAAGUCCUUUCGUCAGUUUUCCCACCUUGUGGGUCAUAAAAGAAUUCAUACUGGAGAAAAACCCUAUGAAUGCAAGGAAUGCCGGAAGGGCUUUACCUGUAGGUAUCAACUUACCAUGCAUCAGCGAAUUUAUUCUGGGGAGAAACCUUAUGAAUGUAAAGAAAAUGGGGAGGCUUUCAGUAGUAGCCAUCAAUUUGCUGCACCUCAUACAUUUGAAAGUAUUGAGAAACCUUAUAAGUGUGAGGAAUGUGGGAAGGCCUUUAGUGUGCCUGGACGACUUACUCGACAUCAGGGUAUUCAUAGUGGUAAGAAACCCUUUGAAUGUAACAAAUGCGGGAAGUCCUUUAGGCUCAAUUCAUCCCUUAAAAUACAUCAGAAUAUUCAUACCGGUGAGAAACCUUAUGAAUGUAAGGAAUGUGGAAAGGCCUUCAGUCAGCGUGCACAUCUUGCCCAUCAUAACAGAAUUCACACUGGUUACAAACCCUUUGAAUGUAAAGAAUGCGGGAAGUCCUUUCGUUGUGCCUCAUAUCUUGUUAUACAUGAGAGAAUUCAUACGGGUGAGAAACCCUAUGUAUGUCAAGAGUGUGGGAAGGGUUUUAGUUACAGUCAUAAACUUACUAUGCAUCGCAGAGUUCAUACUGGUGAGAAACCUUACGAAUGUAAGGAAUGUGGGAAGGCCUUUAGUGUAUCUGGACAACUUACUCAGCAUCUGAGUGUUCACAGUGGGAAGAAACCCUUUGAAUGUAACCAAUGCGGGAAGUCUUUUAGGUUCAUUUCAGUACUUAAAGCCCAUCAGAAUGUUCAUAGUGCUGAGAAACCCUAUGAAUGUAAGGAAUGUGGCAAGGCCUUUCGUCAUGCCACAAGCCUCAUAUAUCAUGACCGAACUCAUGCUGGUGAAAAGUCCUAUGAAUGUAAAGAAUGUGGGGAGACUUUCAGUCAUGCCUCACAUCUUAUUAUUCAUGAGAGAAUUCAUACCAGUGAUACACCUUAUGAAUGUAAAAGAUGUGGGAAGGCAUUUCGCUGUUCCUCUUAUCUUGUCAGACAUGAAAGGGUUCAUGCUGAUGGAAAUCCCUAUAUGUGUGAAGAGUGUGGGAAAGCUUUUAAUAGUAGCCAUGAACUUAGUAUACAUCAUAGAGUUCAUACUGGUGAGAAGCCCUUUAAAUGUAACAAAUGCAGAAGGUCGUUUAGGCUUAGAUCCAUCCUUGAAGUACAUCAGAGAAUUCAUAUUUGAUAGAGAAAAUUUGGCAUAUAUAAAGGUAGUAAAGAAAGCACUUUUUGUCAAUGGAUUUAUCUCACUGAAGAACAAUCUGAAUGAAGACAAUGGGGGAUGACUUUUAAAUACAGUUCAGUUUUUAUUAGGCAUCAAUUUGUACUGGUGUGAACUUUUCAAAAUGUAAAUAAUGUAUGCAGUUUCUUUGGUAUGACCUGUGUUAACUCAGAUUCAGAGAAUUUAUAAGGUAUAUUUUUAAUAACAUAAGAAACCUUUUUCUGAUAGUCCUCUGGUUUAGGAUUGCCAAAAUAUUCAUAGAGGAAAGUUGAGAGAACAUAGGAAACCAUUGUUCUUUAUACUUGUAUGUAAACAUUUUCCAGCAACAAACAUUUAUUGUUAAACCCAAGGAAAGCCAUUACACGGGAAACUUCUGUCGAUAUAAGCAAUGAUGGGAUAGGGUGUUUAGCCAUUCUGCAUAUUUAAUGUUCAUGAUUGACACCUGCUUCUUAUAGCUGGAAUGAUAUGGGGGAAGAUAUUUAUCCCUUCUGGGGAUCAUAUAUGAAUGGUGAUAGUACCUACAAUAUAGUGCUGUUAGAAUUACACGAGUUAGAUUUGGAGGUCAGAGUGAAAGCAGGUGUGAGAGGGUCCUGCAGAAGAAAACAUGGCUGCCAAAGUGUGUGAGUCCAUCAGCAAGUCUGCCCUGGCCUUAGCUGUUGCAGGAGGUGUGGCGAACUCUGACUUAUAUCAUGUGGAUGCUGGGUACAGAGUUGUCAUCUUCAACCGAUUCCCUGGAGUUCAGUCAUUGUGAUAGGGGAAAGGACUCACUUUCUCAUCCCAUGGGUACAGAAACCAAUUAUCUUUGACUGCCAUUCUCAGCCAUCACUGGUAGCAGAGAUUUACAGAAUGUCAACAUCACACUGCUCAUUCUCUUCCGGCCUGUCACUAGCCAGCUUCCUCGCAUCUUCACCAGCAUUGGAGAGGACUAUGAUGAGCUGUUGCUGCUGUCCAUUACCACUGAGAUCUUCAAGUCAGUGGUGGCUCGCUUUGAUGCUGGAGAACUAAUCACCCAGAGAGCUGGUCUCCACGCAGGUGAUCAACACCUUACAGAGUAAGCAGCCACCUUUGGGUGCAUGAGCUGAGAUGGCACCACUGCACUCCAGCCUGGGUGACAGAGGAAAACUCUGUCUCAAAAAUAAAACAAAAUGGGAAAGCACUGUGUAUUUAGUACAGUAUGUGUUGGGUACCAGCCCCAAUCCCACCAGUGGGUGCUCCGAACCCUGGAAGUGACAAGGGAUUGAGAAAGAAAAUAAAGACACAGAAAUAGAGCUUAAAGUGUGAGUUCAGGGGAACCAACGCACAGUGCAAGGACCACAUUGGCCCUGAGUUCUGGUUUCCACAGGUUUUUAUUAGGUGCACACACUCAUUAAUUGAGGUGUGAAAAGCAGGGGUAGGGGUGGUUAUUGGGGUAGGCCUUGAAACUAUUGUGGGGCAAGAUGGCCAGGGGGAGAAGCAUGCAUCAUUAGAAUACAGUGAAGCAGGUGGUUCUAAGAGAAGCUAAUCUAGUACUCCCAAGUUUUACCACUGAUCACUAUCAAUAUGUAGCUCCACGGGAACACAGUGGAUAAGGCAUCACCAGGUCCGACCACACACAAUGCAUCAAGGGGCUUUUAUCUCCCAAGCACUGUGAACAUAUGGCAACCAAGAUUACCCCAUAUUCUGAGAACAUAGGCAGAGCAGGAGAUGUUCCACUAUCUCCUACCGAAAGGCCUUUCUGCCUUGCCAGCUCCCACCUGCAAAGAUCCUCCUGGAUCUUGUGAGCAGAGGUUGCCGACUUUUCCUGGGUGCUUACACAAGCCCUCUUUACGAGACCCCUGUGCAGACCCCAUGUUGGAAAGCAGUUCAUGGGACCAAGUCAGUGUUUACCUGCCUUGCAACCAUACCACACAUGUGCCACGGUUAAUCGGGUGUUCUCAGAUGGUCUAACUUUAGGCUUCCAAUUACCGCUUUUGCUCGUGCUUUUACAAGCUACAAGCUGUUCUCUUUUGGUUGUGCUUUUCAUUCACUAUUGUUUAUUUCAGGGUAUAAACUUCAGUGUACUGUGACCUCUACAAGCUAAUAAGCAAAUCAAACUUAUAUUUGAAAUCAGAAAUAGUAGAGGCAGCAUAUGUCUGCCCCUGGUCAUCUGGGCCCACAGUAUGGUAUAGUAUACUACAGUAUAUGGGUGCCAAAAUAUACAUAAUCUGAAUCUAAUAAUUGGGAAUCAUUAGAAAAACUCAAUAUUUUACAAAACAAAUGGCCAUUGGGCCGGGCGCGGUGGCUCACACCUAUAAUCCCAGCACUUUGGGAGGCCGAGGCGGGUGAAUCACGAGGUCAAGAGAUUGAGACCAUCCUGGUCAAUAUGGUGAAACCCUGUCUCUACUAAAAGUACAAAAAAUUAGCUGGGCAUGGUGCUGCGCGCCUGUCAUCCCAGCUACUCGGGAGGCUGAGGCAGGAGAAUUGCCUGAACCCGGGAGGCGGAGGUUGCGGUAAGCCGAGAUCACGCCAUUGCACUCCAGCCUGGGUAACAAGAGCAACACACCAUCUCAAAAAAAAAAAAAAAAAAGACCAGUAUUUUCCAAAAAAGUCAUGUCAUAAACAACUAAAGAGACUAAGGAACUGCUCCAGAUGUAAGACUAAAUAUACUUAUAAACCAAACUCAAUCAGUGAUAAUACAAUGAAUUCUGGGCAAAGAAGAAAAGUGCUAUUCGAGAAUACUGCAGGUACAACUGGCAAAAUAUAUUAAUAAAGGACAUUGAUUAGAUUUUUCAAAUAAUAUUAUAUUUCCUGAUUUUAAUGACUAUGGUUAAGCAACUAAAUGUCCUUGAGCUUGGGAGAGACUCAAGUAAUUAGAUGUAAAAGGUAUGAUGUUUGUUCAUUAAAAAUAAAUAUGGACAUAGUAUGAUAAGGCACAUGUGGAAAAGCAUAAAUAAAAUGUGAAUCUCGAGGAAAGCUAUAGGAGAAUGAAAGUUCAAAAUAAAUAUGUUGUAUUGA
Messenger RNA from Callithrix jacchus (white-tufted-ear marmoset), 6757 nucleotides. The record is from RefSeq and is a predicted model, not a curated record. Lineage: Eukaryota; Metazoa; Chordata; Mammalia; Primates; Cebidae.